CCAGCGACCUGAGGGCUCGCGGACAGAGCACCAGCACGGGUCAGCUCGCGCAGCGCUAUUAAUCAUAAAAAAAAUAACCAAACAGCGGCUGGUUUAAUAAGGAAACAGCCCGAAGCACCAAACUGACGUCGCGCUGGUUUCAUGGGAGGACGCUGUCAGCAGAGAGUACAUCUGGGUCAAGCUACAAGAAGGUCUGAUUUUUCAUCUUAACACUAUCCACAAGAAAGCAACCCAUGAACUGCAUUUGAUAAACCAGAGGGAUACACUAACAAAGUCUGCAGUGGGUUAGGUGUGACGGUCCAAACAUAAAGGAAUACAGAACAGUCACCGAAACCUCAAUAAAGGGAAACGGAAUAAGAAGCAGACUAUUUCAUUUCCUUCUUCUGUGACUCUUCCCUUCCCUCAGAUCAACAAAGCUCAGUGCUCUCACUGAACAUGUGUCAAAAAAGGAGGCCAACACUCAAGCAAAGAUGAACCCCUAUGUUACUUCUCACUUCAGGAGGGAUCUCUUCCCCCAUUUUCAUUUGUUGUAGACUUUUUGUUUACCCUGCUUUUACUGGUUGGAUGCAAUGACUUGCUCUGUAUUUGGAAAGUUAUAGCAACAGCUCCUGCUUCUUGCUUUGCUGUUCUCUCUGUACCUUCAGCAGUGCACGGUUAUGGUUGAGUAACUGAUUUUGUUCACUGGUUACUAAAUGAUUAUGGGUUGCAUGAUUUUUACACUUUGUCAGGAUUCAGUUGUAAGGGUCUCUGGGAAUGAUUGGGCAAGGUAAAUGAUAAUAUUACAAGCACAUCCUUUUCAUUAUCAGAUGUAUUUGCAUGUUUUUCUUGCUUUACUCAAGCCUUUAGUAAUCAUUUCGAUAUAUUGAUGAUUUUGUAUACUUUUGCAUGCUCAUUAGUUGAUAACUUGUGGUUCACUUUAAAGAUUCUCUAGCAUGCUGAUGUUUUUUGUUUUUGUUUUUUCCUUUUUUUAAAUAUCUGCAAAUAACUUUUUAUUUGAGGAACCUCUUUGAUGCUCAAAUAGCCUUCGUGAUCUGGUUCAAACAGGGAUGCCAAGUAAGAGUCUACAAGGCACAAAAACUGUUACAGCCUCCUGCUUAGACAUACACCUGACCUGUGAACUCUGGAGCUUGACCUCUGCAGAAAACAGAUCAAAUCAGUGGUUGUGAAAGUGGAGAGAAGUUUGAUCGUAAGAAUUGGCAUGUUUCUUUCUUGUUUCAACUGCACGUUGGAAGUUAUCAUACUGUUUAACCUGAAUUUGGCCUUGUGUUCUCUGCGUACGUUGUAUAUCAUCACAUUUCUAUCCCAUUGUCUUGCUCCAUUGCAUUAUCAGCUUAUAGUUUUUGAAGUGUUUAUCAAAUGAGUCCUGCUCGAGCAAAAAACCUCAAGACUAUCCUUUUAGUGUUUUCAACUAUAUAGAACCAAUCCUGCAUGCUUUUCUGAUGUAUGUCGAAGUUAGCCCAGCUCUACCACUCCUUGUCAAAUGAAAUUUUGCAGAUCACAGAGUUGGACUCUUUGGGCUGCUAUUGAAGUCAUUCUUUUCAGCUCACCUCCUUUCACUAAAGUGACUGUGAUUUAAGGUCAUUGGUUGUUACUGAACUCACACUACAAGAAAGCCCAUUAGCUUGCUGGGAAUCCAUUACUGAAAGGACUGACUGUACGGAGAAACAGAAUAAAAAGUUGUGGAAGAGACACUGAAGAAAGUGACUGACCAAUGGCCUUGGAGGGUGUUAUCCUCUGGUUACCAUUGGGCGCCAUGGACCUACAAUUAUCUCUGUAUUAAAAGAGACUGACUGUGACAUUAACACCACACAUAAUUUCACUGACGGUAUCAAGGUGCUUAUUCAUUACAUCAAUAAACAAGGCACACUUAUAAAUACAGAGAACUCAUAGCAGAUGAUGGGGGCAGCACGUGUAAAACGGCGUUUCAGUGCUGUGGUGGAUGGGCCAGUGGAGGAGGAGGAGGUCAUGAGGCUAGCACAGAGCGCUGCAGAUACAUCUGGCGGAGGGGGCAGCCCAGCGGGGUCAGGGACCCCAACCAGCCCCUCUCCGACCCAUGCCCUCAAUGGCAAAGCUCUGCCUCUUCAAAGCAACACCAACAAUGCCCGGAGGCAUGGUGCCAUUGGAGAGUCAGCUGGAGGAGAUGCAGGAGGAGAGGGUGGGUUGAGAGGAGGAAGAAUGUGUUCAGGGCCCAAGAGUGGAAGAGGCAGUAGUGUAGAAGGGAGAGGGGAAGGCCGUUCUUCAUCAGAUCAGGAUUCACUCUCUUCCCCCUCCACUACCAGCCGCCGGCGCAAUAGGCGCUCAACCCGCCGGCCCCGACAACGCUUUGUGGGCAAGGACGGACGCUGCAACGUCACCUUUGUCAACAUGAGCGAGAGGGGCCAGCGGUACCUCAGUGACCUCUUUACCACUUGCGUGGACAUCCGCUGGCGAUGGAUGCUGGUCAUCUUCACUCUCUCCUUCGUUCUCUCCUGGCUGCUCUUUGGAUUUGCCUUCUGGCUCAUUGCCUCCGCACAUGGAGACCUCUCCAUUCGGCUUACCCCCAGCUCAAGUUCAUCUCCAGGAUCAGGAGAUGCUGGCUCUGGAGGAGAGUCUGAUAGAGAGGCAGUGGUUGAGGAGCCAUGCUUCUUCCAGGUGAACAGCUUCAUGGCAGCCUUUCUGUUCUCCUUGGAGACGCAGACAUCCAUCGGUUAUGGCUUCAGAAGUGUGACCGAAGAAUGUCCCCUGGCGGUGGUGGCGGUCGUUUUGCAGUGCAUUGUGGGCUGCAUAAUUGACGCCUUCAUCAUCGGGGCAGUCAUGGCAAAGAUUGCCAAGCCCAAGAAGCGCAACGAGACCCUGGUGUUCUCCGACACAGCUGUUGUGGCGCUGAGAGAUGGAAAACUCUGCAUGAUGUGGAGGGUCGGAAACCUACGCAAAAGCCACCUGGUAGAAGCACACGUCAGAGCACAACUACUAAAGUCAAGGGUGACACCAGAGGGAGAGUACCUCCCACUGGACAACGUGGACAUCAAUGUGGGGUUUGACACCGGCACUGACCGCAUCUUCUUGGUCUCGCCUGUAACAAUUGUCCAUGAAAUCAAUGAAGAGUCGCCUUUCUUUGAGAUGGACCAAAAAACGCUGGAGAACGACUCUGACCUGGAGGUGGUGGUCAUACUUGAAGGCAUGGUGGAGGCCACAGCCAUGACCACGCAGUGCCGCAGCUCCUAUCUGGCUACUGAAAUCCUCUGGGGACACCGCUUUGAACCAGUGCUCUUCGAGAGGAAAGAUGGCUACCAGGUGGAUUACUCAUUUUUCCAUCGGACCUAUGAAAUCCCGAACACACCUUCCUGCAGUGCUAAAGAUCUGGCCGAGCAGAAGUACAUUCAGAGUUCACGGUCGUCAUUCUGUUAUGAGAACGAAGUAGCUCUGCAGCUUGCCUCCCCCGAUGGCGAGCUCGGUCAAAACCUUGAGUUUGCCUCCCCACCGACCCGGAGGCAAUCCCUGGCAGAACAUCUCCACUACAACUGAACGGAAGGGAAAAAGACAGGAAACCGACUUCAGAGAAUGAACUGAUAUGAUGAUGGGAGACAGAAUAGUAGAGAGAACCUUGAAUAAACCAGUGUACAAUAAAGGAUAGGAAGAAAUGCUAUUUACAGAAGAGGAAGAAAUAUUUAGUGCGAACAUUAGGAAGUUUGGUGUUACUCUUUUGGUGAGUUGGGUUUAGUACACUGACCUAGUUGUCUAAUUGGUCCUGGCAAUCUUUCAAAAUCAUUGAAAACUGCUAAGUCUCACAUCUGGCCCAUCACUACCACAGCACACAGUCUGACACCUGACUGACAAGGGUAUGCAACAGCGCCCCAUGGUGGCUACCACAUGCAAUUGACCCUCAAUUUUUAUGAUGGGAAGAUUUUGACUUCUGUUGGAGGUAGUGUUUUAGCUUCUGAGGAAUGUAUUCCACUAAGAUGCUCACUUAUCACUUUUCUUCUUUUAUUUUCUUAUGGUAAGUAUGGAUUAUGCACUUUUUGGCAUCAGGGACUGAGAAUGUAUUUGAGAUAAGCCAAAGCAGAGCAACAGUAACAUGGAGAAACAGCUUUAAACUAGCAGCGGUUUUGAGAUGUUUGUUCCAUGUAGAUGUAUUUUCUCUGUGUUGUUUGUUUUUUGGCUUUUUUCCAUGUGUGAUGCAAAGAAAAAGAUGUUCACUGAUUGUAAGCUUUUCUUGAUUUUAACAUUUUGUGUUGAGUGGAAUAGCAUGAUUGUAGGGUCUCAGACCACACAGGUGAUCCAGAUGUGAUGAUCGCCAUGCAUUGUUUUAUGGCGCUACUAUCAAAGUAUGCUGUUAUCUCUUAUGUCUGUAAAAGCAGCCUCGCUAUUGUUUUGGUGUGCUAUUUUUGCAUUAUUGUACACUUUAACUAAGCUAUAAUACUGUAAUCUUUUAAGUGUUGGUGGUGCAGACUGAAUAGUGAAUAUAAGGCAAUAGCGUUGGAGACCUACACUCACAUCCAGCAUCUUUCCAUUUCUACAAUUCUGCAAGAAGUGGAUGAAGAUCCAACUGGAAACUACAUCAGACUCACAGAAAAUUAAAUCCGGGUUGUUGGAGUUUUUUGGCUCAUAAAAUCAUGUAAUUUCCUUAGGUGGUAGGUGGUGCCUUCAUAACAGAGCAGACAUUUUGCAAAUGUUGAAAAUGUGCUUGAAUUGUAUUUUUUUAUCAUGUGCAUUUGCAAGACGACCACUUUUAGUGUGCAGUAUGUGCUAAGAUGAAAAAAACUGAGCAAUCCCCAUAUAAACGUGCCGUGAUGAAUGAAUCUUUUACCCGUAAUAUACUGUAGGCUAUGUAAUAGUUGCACUUUCUAGAUAUAUUACAAAGCACCUGAGAUAUUUCUGUUUAUUUUAACAUUAAUAAUUAAGAGUAAAUAAUGCCACCUCAGUAUGUAAGUGUUUGAUUGCAGCAUGUGUUGGCAAAGUGUGGGGACGGCAAUGCCGUAUUGAGUUUUGACCAGUAAUCAGCCUGUCCGACGCACAACCUGGAAACUUGUUGUUUGCACUUUGCACUAAUUAUGGAGACUAAUAUCACUGAUGAAACUUUACAAAAGCACAGUAGUGUUGCAGGAACAGCACAGGCUAACUUCAGUGCAUCGAUUGCAGUGUUCUGACUGAUAACAUAUUAUCUCUUAUAAAUAGUGUUAAUGCUGUUCCAUGUCUGUCUUCCCUUUCACUUCUCUAUUAUGGCUACCAUUUUCUAUUUAUAGGCUGCACAGGAGGUCAUGUCAUUUUCUCCCUGCAUCCACUUCCAUGAAAUGUAACUUGAACUUACAGCACCAUCACUUUACUAUGAUGGGACUUUUUAAACACAGCAGAAAGAAAUAGACGGAUUGAUUUGGAUUCACUGUUCACAGUACAGUACAUUUUAUACAUAUUGUAAAGCACAGAGUAGUAUAAUGUAAUACCUCUUUUUUAAAUAAAUUAGUGAGAUGAAAUUGACAAAAGCUACUGUUCUAGGAUUUGGGGGGGUUUUCUGAGGAGAAAUUUUUUUUUUUUUUUUUUGCUCCAGCAGACACUAGAUAUAUAAUUUCAGAGCUGCCUCAGGCACAAAGCACUUCCAGAAAAAAGAGAACUGUGUUAUAGAAGAAAUAAAACAU
Pelmatolapia mariae (spotted tilapia) is the source of this 5612-nucleotide messenger RNA. It is a transcript of the gene kcnj14, whose product is annotated as potassium inwardly rectifying channel subfamily J member 14. The transcript has 6 exons. NCBI's taxonomy places the organism in Eukaryota, Metazoa, Chordata, Actinopteri, Cichliformes, Cichlidae. Gene Ontology annotation, molecular function: inward rectifier potassium channel activity. Gene Ontology annotation, cellular component: plasma membrane. Gene Ontology annotation, biological process: regulation of monoatomic ion transmembrane transport; potassium ion import across plasma membrane. The record is from RefSeq and is a predicted model, not a curated record. Bases 1894 to 3504 code for a protein of 536 amino acids.